This is a messenger RNA of Closterium sp. NIES-65, 711 nucleotides long. The record is from the annotation of a GenBank genome assembly. Lineage: Eukaryota; Viridiplantae; Streptophyta; Zygnematophyceae; Desmidiales; Closteriaceae.
AUGGCCACCCCCAACGUUCUCACCUUUGACGCUGAGGGUCGGGCUGUUGACUUUGAGGUCUGGGUAGAUGAUCUGCAGCUUUUCCUACAGUGUAAUAGGGCAGACGGUCUCUCUCUGUUUGACCUCAGCUCUGGUGCCUCUCCUGCCCCUACUGCUGAUGCUGACGCCACUGUUCGCUCACAGUGGGCCACGCGCGAUGCUGCUGUACGCCGCCACUUACCGACCACUAAGCGCGCGCAUUUUAGUCAGUACAAGAGUGCUAAGACCUUUCGGUCGGCGCGACGUCUGCCCCUAGCGGGAGACGCCGCUCAGGUAAGGGCAAGGGGGGCAAGGGCGCUGGAGGAGCUGGCGGGGGCGGUGGAGGCGGCGGUGGAGGCGGCGGAGGGGGUGGGGGUGGCGGUGGGAGUGGUGGCGGGAGUGGGGGCACUAGUGGCGGCAGUGGAGGCGGAGGAGGCGGCGGUGGUGGCGGUGCGGGCGGAGGUGGUGGAGGUGGAGGCGGUGGUGGAGGUAGCGGCGACGGAGGUGGAGCUGGUCGGGGCGGCUCUUUGCAGAGGGUCGGCUCUGGUGGUGGUCAGCGCCAGCAGCAGCAGCAGCAGCGCACUCGUGAGACCCCUUCCCCCCAGCAGCUUCGUGAGUGGUACACUGCUCGUCAGCGGGGUGCUGGCCCCUGUACCUGUCAGGCAUAUAUGCUAUAGUCUGUGUAGGCUGUAG